Molecule: messenger RNA, 755 nt
Organism: Lytechinus variegatus (green sea urchin)
Lineage: Eukaryota; Metazoa; Echinodermata; Echinoidea; Temnopleuroida; Toxopneustidae
Exons: 6
Coding region: 48-755 (235 amino acids)
Source: RefSeq, a predicted model, not a curated record
AAGGCAAGAAGAGAAGGAGGAUACGCAAAUGUGUUUUGUGUGGGACGAUGAUCCCACACAUGACCCUUCACAUCCAAAGAAAACACUCCAAUCUUACACUUCAAGAGAGACAUGAAUAUCGUGAAAUUAUGCUCAGAGAGACACCAGUUUUGAGAUCAAAGGGCAGCAAAAGAAGAAGGAAACUUUUAAAAUGCCCUCUCUGUCCUUCAAAUGUACAGAGGCUUGAUGAUCAUAUCAUGAACAUCCAUGGCAAGAAGCGUGGCUCAAAAAUAAUGAAGGCUCUGAUUGCAAAAGCAAGAGAAUUUGAGGGCGAGAGAGCUGCCACUGGUGAAAGUACUUCAUCUCUUCAGAAGCAUCGUCAGAAGAAUAUCACACAAGUAUCUCAAGCACAGGUAGUCUUAGUGGAACAGACCUCAAAUGAGUUGGGAGUAGAGGAACUGGGGGAUAUAAGAACGGGAGCAAAUGGAUGUAGAGAAGACGGAACAGAAACGAAAAGAACAGAAGAAGACGGGAAGGAAAGAGCCAGGACAGAAGAAGACGGGACAAAGGCGGACAGGACAAUAGUUGGGACGGAAGACAAAACCAAACAAUACAGCGACAGAGAAGAUCAAGCUGACAUAACUUUAAAAGAUCAAACAGGAGGAGAGGGACUGGACAAAGAUCUUUCUCAAGAAGACAGGAUUGAAGAGGCAGAAGGUUAUGAAAGUGCAAACACUCAAGUCCAGGAUUAUUACAGUUUCUUGUUUUCCCCUUGA